CGCAAACUGUCUGGCACAGUGCCCACCCGUAGGCACUGGGGGGGAGAUGCGAGGGGUGCGUUCUCUGCCUAUCUCACUCACUCAUUACACCUCCAAGAACAAACAAAGCACCACCAGCAGUUCGACUCGCCUGCACCUCCCAGAAGCCUAAAUGCUGCAACUGGCCACGCAGUCAAAUCACCUUCAACGUCCACCCAUCUCUGUUCGUAUUUGGACCUCCGGCGAGCCUUUUUUCUGAAAUCGAGUUUCCCAAUUCCCUGAGCUCAUUUACCGCUGAGAUUUGCCCCAAUCUCAUAAUCCUCGAGUCGUUUGUCGUCACUGCCAAGCUGCGGAAUCGACCUGGCAGACUGCCUCAGCUCCUACAGGGCCCUGCCUGCACAAGCAGCAACAAAAGCCCACCCGGCUACAGUGCCCGCUUCCUGCUUCCUACUUCCCGUCUCCCUUCAAAGUUGGAGCGAAGGUCGAAACGACUCGUCGACAAGAAACACCACUGGGGAGCAAACUGCCCGCUGCUUAGACUGGCUCAUUCGCUGAUUAACAAACCACAACCCGAGUCCGGGGCGGCUCAUCGAUAUUCCAAUUUUCGGCCCUCUUCGACGGUGGCGCUUUCGUGAGCAUUAUCUUGCUCUCGAGGAUGCCGACGAGAAUUUUCCUCUCUCUUCAAUAACAAUUUAUCUCUUUCCAAAGCUCCGUGGCUCGUGUUUGUGCGGCCCUCGCUACCUGACCUCCAACUCCGCAUCCCACCCUCUCUGCCCUCGCGCCCGCAGCCAAACACGCACGUACACAAACGCAUGGCCGCCACCAUGGAUGGCUAUGAUCCCCUCGCAAUGCCUUACUUGCACAGUCCAAUGCCCUUUGGGGGCGGUAAUCUGCAAAAUCUCGACUACAUGAGUGUGCCGUCGGUGAUGGAUUUGCAAGAUCAAUACUCCAACUUCGACUCGGAGCCAUAUAUGAGUGGCGACGAGCUCAGUUUUGCGCCCUCGAGUAACCUGCAGCACCCUGCAAUGCUGAAGCGAUACUCUUCCAACUUCGAAGAUCCUUUCGCCGAAAGCACAAUGUCUCAGUUCGAGCGGGUGCCCACCGAGGGAUUGCCCGAGAGUCCCUCGAUUGAUCGCGACAGCAAAUACCUCAGUUUUUCCAUGCCGCAGUACAACUUCACCCUACUGGACGACUCAUUCCGUCGGUCGUCGGUCAACAUCAGUGCCCAGCUGCACGGCAUGUUCUUCUUGGCCGAGUCCCAAUGGCCCGCCACGGCCGACACACCUCCCCCUCCCCCAGAACUAACAUGUUACCGGCGCAAUCUGUUCCAAAUCACCGGCUCGGUGACGCUCCCCCGGAAUCUGAGAUAUGUCUUCACCGAUGACGGGUCUAGAAUCCCCAUAUACGAGUUGGAACUGGCUGUGUCAGCUACCGAAUCCGUUGAAGGCAAUUCGGUCAAGAUAAUUUCAGUGCCGUGGAAGACGCCGGCGUCGGGAGAAGUGCCCAAGCCAGAGGAUAAGGUAGAGAAAGAGCCUCCCACGAUUCCCUUGGACAAGAUGACCGGGCAAGAUCUGGACACGGACUUUACCACCUUUCCCAUUCAAUGGAAAAGGCUGCAAUUCCGGAUAGCAACUGCCAACAAUGGUCGACGGAAAGAGCUGCAACAACAUUUCACGCUCCACUUGAAGAUCAUGGCAUCGUUAUCAACAGGCGGCAAGAUCUCCAUCGCCGAAGCUCACUCGGGAGCUGUCAUUGUCCGAGGCCGAAGCCCUCGCAACUUUGCAGCACGGAAAGACUUGCCUCUCAGCAGCAGUUCGACAGCUCGUAAACACCUGCCGGCAACCUCGCGAGUUACCAACAGUCAAACCUCCGUUCCUCAGGUCACUUCGGCCCCCAAAAUCAAGACGCCGGCCGAGGAGACACCACAGAUGACCGGUUACGACAGCAUUGACAUGAAGCCCACCGAUAUCGACGGCACCAACUGGGUGUCACAAGGUGUCCAAGAUCCUCUUGCCACUCCCUACUCCACUGCCAUCAAUCCUCCAGUACCAGCGUUUCCGGAAGGCGCCGCUGACUUGGGAACGCCGGGCGCGUUCCCAUUCACAUUCCCUCAAGAAAUGGCACCUGGGAGCCGGCCGAUGAGCUUACAUUUCGGCAGUGACGAUGAGGGAGGUAGUCCUCAUCCACCACGACAGGGAUCCCGACAUUCGUCACGGCCUCCCACCUCGAAUCCCUCUCCCUCUCUUGUCAACAAAGGCCCGUCAGGGACGUAUACAAGCAAUCCCGGUACUUCGCCUGGACAGCUUGCCAACCAAGCGGGUCCGCGACCUAGAAUACAUUCCCACCAAGUUUCUAUGACCAGUGUUCCGAGCUCGAUAGCUACAAUGAACGGGCAAGGACCGUUGCCGCCAGGGUCUCAGAGACCAGAGCUGCUGGCGACCAGGUCAGGCCUUCCAUUCAAUGCUGAGGGCGAGAGUGCAGAUCAACUCUACGAAUACUUCCCCCUAGGUCUGGACGACUGGAUGCCACCCGUGGAUGCAGUCUUCCGCCCGCACGUAGUGCACCACAGCGGACCGUUACCCCCUGACCCACGUUCCCCUGGGAGACACACGAGCAAACGCUACUUUUCAGAAGUGGUGUAGAUGGGAACUGUGGCUAGAAUGUCACUUGAUGUUUUUUCUUUGUUAUGAUUUGUUUCAGAACCUCUGGGAGAAGCAUGGCGGCUGAACUGGGCCCAAGAGGUUACGCGAGCUACAUAGGACUUGUUUGAUACCCAUCUCUGAUGUGAAAUGAAAAGUGGACAUAUACCAGAAGACAAAACGGCAUGCAUGGAUACACGAGUUACGACUACGAGAUACGGGCUUCCGAAACAUGGGGGGAGAGACUUGAAACUCAAAUUUCGACUUUGUCUGGUUUGUGGCACCUCAUGAAAGGGACCCGGUGUUUUGAGCAGACAUGGUAUAUACGAACGGAUAUAGCUCCCACCGCCUUCUUCCUUGAUUGGCGAUCAGCCACCUUGGGCAUUGAUUGCUGCAUUAUUGCCAGCGGAUAUGCUACCUCGGAGAGGCUGAACCAAAAAGAAAUUCCAACCAGGCAUCCAACACAAGGUCCCCAUCAUCCGCGUCCGCGUUGAAAACCCCCGACCCUC
This is a messenger RNA of Cladophialophora immunda, 3127 nucleotides long. RefSeq lists its product as uncharacterized. The coding region runs from base 792 to 2621 and encodes 609 amino acids. NCBI's taxonomy places the organism in Eukaryota, Fungi, Ascomycota, Eurotiomycetes, Chaetothyriales, Herpotrichiellaceae. Gene Ontology annotation, biological process: positive regulation of transcription by RNA polymerase II; meiotic cell cycle. The record is from RefSeq and is a predicted model, not a curated record. Gene Ontology annotation, cellular component: nuclear chromosome. Gene Ontology annotation, molecular function: DNA-binding transcription factor activity; DNA binding. The transcript has 2 exons.